Messenger RNA from Strongylus vulgaris, 183 nucleotides. The record is from the annotation of a GenBank genome assembly. Lineage: Eukaryota; Metazoa; Nematoda; Chromadorea; Rhabditida; Strongylidae.
CGCGAUAUUAUGGACGAGGAAGGUGUUUGGGACUCAGCUAUCAAGCGUCAAAAUGCCAACCUCAUCAUUUGUAUGGCUGACUGGAUAGUUCCGGGACAUGGUCAACCAUUCCGUGUUCUGCCUCACUAUAGGCAAAGAGCUGGCUGUACCCGACUUCUAGCCCAACGACAUAAUACGGCCUAA